AUGCUUCCAGGAUUUAGUGCUGAAUUAAUGCCUAAAGGUCGUGAAAAGGAAAGCCAGGCAAAGAACAAGUGUUCCUUUGUGGGGUGGGGAAGAAACUCACAUGGUUUAGUGAAUAGCUUAACGUGUCUUGCAGAGUUGGAUAGCUCAAAUCCAAAACUCAUGAAUGAGUUACGUAUAAUUCGAAAAGCACGAGGUUCUGGUCUCGAAAUUAGAGAACAUAUGAGCAAAGUCUUUUCUCCAGAGAUAGACAUGAUGGGGAUGUUUGGAGGCGGGGACAAGUAG
This is a messenger RNA of Prunus armeniaca (apricot), 282 nucleotides long. Lineage: Eukaryota; Viridiplantae; Streptophyta; Magnoliopsida; Rosales; Rosaceae. The record is from the annotation of a GenBank genome assembly.